GAUAGAGGAAGAAACUGUAUUCCAUUUUCUAUCUUCCAGAACGGUUCACUAGUUGCAAUUACACAUCUACCCUCGAAAUCCAUAGAAAAUCCCAAUCUAUGUUCAUCGUCCUCUUGUUCGUAUUCGACUUUGUAAAUUGAUUGAAUCUUGAAGCCGCAGCACAAUACCAUAUAUAAUUACUCUCGAUGCAUUACUUAAUCAUUUGAUUCUAUUAAGCUGCGAUCAUAUCCGAUCGCCGAAUACGAUUCAUUUGUUUCCGGAUUCGCAUCUAUUAAUUUAAUUGCUCUUUGAUUACAAAACACACACGGAGACAGAUAGUUUGUAACAGGAUAUGAACGGUGGUGUUGGAGAGGUCGCGGCAGCUCCGGCGGGUCCACUACCACCGCUAGAGUGGAAAUUUUCUCAGGUGUUCGGUGAACGUACCGCCGGCGAGGAAGUUCAGGAAGUUGAUAUUAUAUCAGCUAUUGAGUUCGAUAAAUCUGGUGACCAUCUUGCUACUGGUGAUCGUGGGGGUAGAGUAGUGUUAUUUGAAAGGACUGACACAAAAGAGCAUGGUAGUAGCAGAAAGGAUUUGGAGAAGAUAGAUUAUCCGGUCAGUAGGCAUCCAGAGUUUCGCUACAAGACCGAGUUUCAGAGCCAUGAACCAGAGUUUGAUUAUCUAAAGAGUUUAGAGAUCGAGGAGAAAAUCAACAAAAUUAGAUGGUGCCAAACAGCCAAUGGUGCAUUAUUUCUUUUGUCUACUAACGACAAGACCAUUAAGUACUGGAAGGUUCAAGAGAGAAAGGUCAAAAAGAUCUCUGAGAUGAACUUGGACCUUGCUAAAAGUACUGGGAACAGUUCUAGUGUUUCUUCCAGCCAAAGCUCGUAUCUUGCAAAUGGAGGAUGUUCAGAUACACCAAACAAUCAAUUUUCGUUCCCUCCAGGGGGGAUUCCAUCCCUUCGUUUGCCUGUGGUGACGAGCAAUGAGACCAGCCUCAUGGCACGAUGUAGAAGAGUAUAUGCCCAUGCACAUGACUAUCAUAUUAACUCAAUUUCAAAUAACAGUGAUGGGGAAACAUUUGUUUCAGCGGAUGAUUUGCGGAUAAAUUUAUGGAACUUAGAAAUAAGUAAUCAGAGUUUCAAUAUUGUUGAUGUGAAACCUGCAAAUAUGGAGGAUCUAACUGAGGUGAUAACCUCAGCAGAGUUUCAUCCUACGCAUUGCAACACGUUGGCAUAUAGUAGCUCGAAAGGGUCGAUUCGUCUUAUUGAUUUGCGACAAUCAGCUUUGUGCGACACGCAUUGUAAACUAUUCGAAGAACCGGAAGCACCUGGUACAAGAUCUUUUUUCACUGAGAUAAUCGCCUCUAUUUCUGAUAUUAAGUUUGGAAAAGAAGGAAGAUAUAUCUUAAGUCGUGAUUAUAUGACCCUUAAGUUGUGGGAUAUCAAUAUGGAUUCGGGCCCAGUUUCAACCUUCCAGGUUCACGAGUAUCUAAGACCAAAGCUAUGUGAUUUAUAUGAAAAUGACUCCAUCUUUGAUAAAUUUGAGUGUUGCUUAAGCGGAGAUGGUCAGCGGGUAGCAACUGGUUCUUACAGUAAUUUGUUCCGAGUGUUUGGAUCUAUCGAUGGUAGUACUGAAGCAACUACGUUGGAAGCUAGCAAAAAUCCCAUGAGGCGACAAGUUCAGACACCUGCUAGGCCUACUAGAUCCUUGAGCAGCAGUUUAACUCGUGUUGUUAGACGAGGUGCUGAAAGCCCAGGAGUUGAUGCCAAUGGAAAUUCAUUUGAUUUCACAACCAAGUUGCUCCAUUUGGCAUGGCAUCCUAGUGAAAACUCAAUAGCAUGUGCUGCUGCAAACAGUUUGUAUAUGUAUUAUGCAUAGAAAUGGGUCCAGAUCGGAAGUUAUAUCACUUGGGUUCACAAUUCGGUUUUGGCUGGAGAGCUUUUUCCCCACACAUUUUGAGGUUUCUCCUUGCGCAUUCAACUGCCCCGUAAAAAAAAAAAAAAUAGGAAGUGCCCGUAAUGUUGAUGACGAAGAGAGUAGGCUGUCAUUGAAAUUGGGAAACAACUUAUAAACAAUCAUCUCAAUCCUUCCAAUCUACUUCCAGCUAUUUUAUCUUUACCUUUGUGCGUGAGCACAUAUGCAUUCGCCUUGUCAUUUUGGGUUGAAGUGAGGAAUUAGAAUGACAUGUAGCUCUCCUACACCCAUAAAAUGAGGAUGUAACCAGUAACUUUUGGGUUGAACAUAUAUUGCAAUCUUGUGGGAAGAUCUGGCUGCUAACUUGCAGGGCAUCUAGUUUAUCGUAUUACUCUGAUACUAUUAAACCUAAUAGGAUUAUUAUACUUCCUUUUUUUUUUUUAGUUAUAGAUUUGUCGUUAUUUUUCCUUUUCAUUAUUGUUUUGUACAAGGAAAUUAAAUGGCUAGCUCUUAUAUUAUUCUUUA
This is a messenger RNA of Daucus carota subsp. sativus, 2419 nucleotides long. RefSeq names its product serine/threonine protein phosphatase 2A 55 kDa regulatory subunit B beta isoform. Bases 332 to 1858 code for a protein of 508 amino acids. Gene Ontology annotation, cellular component: protein phosphatase type 2A complex; cytosol. The record is from RefSeq and is a predicted model, not a curated record. NCBI's taxonomy places the organism in Eukaryota, Viridiplantae, Streptophyta, Magnoliopsida, Apiales, Apiaceae. The transcript has 14 exons. Gene Ontology annotation, molecular function: protein binding; protein phosphatase regulator activity.